GACUUGUCCUGUGUCUCGGAGGAUGAGCACGGCUCUCCUGCUGGGCUGGAAGGGUUAAUUGGAGCUCCUGCUGCUUCAGUCUCAUCAUUUCCUGAAAGAGUCCAGCCUGCUUCUGAGAAAAACUUCCUGUCUGGACUUUCCAGCAUUGAGCUGCUGCUGGGAGCAGUGCACAACGCAGGACAUGGGAGCUGGCUGCGCUGUCUAUCCUGGUCACCCAGUGGGCAGCAAGUGAUCCCUACACUGCCCCAGCCAUGCCUGAACUGAUGGAGUGCACAGGUAUUGCUCUGGAAAGCUGUGCCGCAAUGGAUUUCAUGAGCACGAACAGCGACCAGAAGGAAGACAUGGAGCUGUUGCUCCCCUAUUUCAAUGUGUCUGAUGUGGUCACGAUAAUGGAAAACCUCUAUCGAGAUGGGGAAGUAUGUGACGUUGGCAAGAGCACGGAUAAAGUGUGUCAAGAGACUUACUACGAAGAGAGGACGGACUCUUUAUUCCUCAGCGGACAGGAAACCUCUUUGUUGUCUUCUGUUAAAUACGGAACCACUAAAGAGUUGCUCAGGUUUGCUAAUCAGCUAGCAGAUGCAAGAAAGCAUUUACACCAAUGUUUGCAGCAGGAAUGUGGAAUCAUUCUGAACAAGAUGCUCACCAUCAGGGAUGGGCGAUACCAGACAGACACUGAUGUGCUGCUGUUUCAAUGGAAGAUGACAUACAGGAGUAUUGGCUCAGGGUUUAUCCCCAGGGGUGCUUUUGGGAAAGUCCACUUGGCACAAGACACAGAAACCAGAAAGAGGAUGGCAUGUAAACUGAUCCCCCUGGAGCAGUUCAAGCCAGCCGAUGUGGAGUUUCAGGUGCAGUUUCAGCAUGAGAACAUCGCCGAGUUAUAUGGAGCUGUAUUGUGCAACAACAUGGUUCACCUGUACAUGGAGGCCGGGGAAGGAGGCUCCGUCCUGGAGAAGCUGGAGAGUUGCGGCCCUCUGCGCGAAUUCGAAAUUAUUUGGGUGACGAAACAUAUCCUUAAGGGGCUCGACUUUCUACACUCCAAAAAUGUCAUCCACCAUGACAUAAAACCCAGCAACAUUGUCUUCAUGUCCACAAAAGCCGUCCUGGUGGAUUUUGGCCUCAGCAUUCAGAUGACGGGUGACCUGUUUUAUCCGAAGGACUUAAGGGGAACUGAGAUCUACAUGAGUCCAGAAGUGGUUCUGUGCAGAGGACACUCUACGAAGGCUGAUAUAUACAGUAUGGGUGCCACCAUCAUUCACAUGCAGACUGGAAAUCCACCUUGGGUGAAACGAUACCCGCGAUCAUCGUAUCCCUCUUACCUCUACAUUAUACACAAGCAAGCACCCCCACUAGAAGACAUCGCAGAAGACUGCAGUCCUGUCAUGAAAGAUUUACUGGUCUCGGUAUUGGACAAGAACCCAAGCCAGCGUCCCUCUGCAGCAGAGCUUCUGAAACACGAGGCCCUCAACCCUCCUCCGGAGGACCAGCCACGCUGCCAGAGCCUGGACACGGCCCUUCUGGAACGCAAGAGGCAAAUGAAAAAGGAACUCGAGCUGCCAGAAAACAUUGCAGAUUCUUCAUUGUAUGCCAAUGAGGAGUCCGAGAUUCAGAAGAGGCAGCGGUCGCUCUCGAUUGACCUUGGGGCCCUUGCUGGCUACUUCAACCUGGUCCGAGGCCCUCCAACUGGGGAAUAUGACUGCCAAUAAGGAUUCAUUGAAGAGCACAAUGGACUCAUGUGGACUUGUAUUAUCAAGCAUCAUUAAUAGACAGUUGAGAAAAGUUACUUUGAAGAAG
Molecule: messenger RNA, 1791 nt
Organism: Nanorana parkeri
Lineage: Eukaryota; Metazoa; Chordata; Amphibia; Anura; Dicroglossidae
Gene: MAP3K8
Product: mitogen-activated protein kinase kinase kinase 8
Exons: 8
Coding region: 252-1703 (483 amino acids)
Biological process (GO): protein phosphorylation
Molecular function (GO): protein kinase activity; ATP binding
Source: RefSeq, a predicted model, not a curated record